AUGACGGCGCAGCUGUCAGUCGAGAUCCGCCAUCGUUACCAACCCUCAACUGGUCAGUCGCCAUGCCGAUUGAUCGCCGUACCAGAUGAGCUGCUUACGAACCCGCAGCCCGCGCCGCUUAGCCUUCCUACCAUGUCCGCGUCGAACAUCCGGGUAUUUGUACAAUGGAAGGACUCUACCGUGUUCGCCGGCGAAGACAUAGAAUGCACUAUUACCUUCAAGAAUGUAGCCUCGCCUGAAGGACGCGAUCGCUCCCCGGUCCGGAGGCAGAAUGGCUUCGCGACAGGCGGGGAGCGACAGCGCAAACUACCGCCAGUUCACUCGUCGACGAGGCCCUCGGUAUCCCGCAAUUCGUCCUUUGCCUCGCAGUUACCGCCCUCACAUCUUCGUGGACACCGCCCUGCACUAUCAUUACACACGCCGUCAACAGCUGGGGGACGCCGAUCGCCUGUUCCGCCGAGCGUCAUACACGGGAACAACACAGGAACGCCGAAACAUGGAAGAUCCGUGUCAAUCGUGUCCUUAGGGACAGAUGCUGGAACCGAAGUCAGCCAUGAGAGAGGCAUACCCAUUAGACGCCCAGCAAGAGGGCAUGGAAGAUCUGCAAGUCUGCAAGUCGUGCCCGGCAGGCCAAACUCGUAUCCAAUUGCUUCACCAGGUCAUCGAUCAGCUACACAUCCCUCUCCAUUAUCCGGCGAAGCGUCAUCGCCGACAGUCCACAGCCCUGGCGACUUUGCCUUUCCUGCGCGUCAGAACAGGAGACGGCCUGGUGUUACGACCACACCGAGUACCCCAGCUCUUCCUACCACAGGACGGAAACCUUCCAAUUCCUUCUCAUCAAACUUCAAGUUCCCAGCCGCCCCUCCGCCUGAAGAUGCCACACAACCGCAGCCUAGUAGCAGCCCUACAAAGCAACCCAUACACGUCCGGCGCAACUCCCCACAACCGCCAUAUGACCAUCUACGGAUAUCAGGAAGCUCCAAUCUCGAAGUGCUUUCGCCCGUUGCACGGAUAAUAUCUGCGUCGAGCCUCAAUGACACUCCUCGUAGCAGUGGAGAAUUCUACUCGAUGAGCAACAACUCCAACGAAACACUAGCCUCGGAAUAUGCAGCUCAUCCCUCCGCGCGUCUGCUACAGCGUCCGAUGCACCACCGACGACUAUCGCAUUUGGCACCGCCCAAUAGACAGGCUCUCCCUGAGUCGAUAAUGAUGGGCUAUGCACAAAUAAUGGGUUCCUUCACGCUGGAUGGAUCCUUGAUCAACCAGGCACCUUUCGAAGAGGUCAAAAGGAAGGGAGUAGUAGGUGGCCAGGGUGGAGGCGGCGUCGUGGGAGUAGAGAAGACAAAGCGCGAGAGCGGGCUCUUUGGCGCGCUAGGCUGGGGCAACAUAGGAGAGUCGCUGGGCGGGCUACUGGGCGCAUCAGAACCCUCUAGUAUCCGGGAGAUGAGGGGUGUUGCCAGCUCCAAAACCGUUCCGCUCAUCACUACACCCCAGUCCAUUCUGUUCGUCGAUUUGAGGCUUGCGCCUGGCGAGAGCCGCAGUUACACGUACAGCUUUACAAUACCCCGAGGUCUCCCACCUUCACACAAGGGGCGGUCGAUGAAGGUAGCAUACAAUCUCAUCAUUGGCACGCAACGCGCAGGCUCGACCAAAGAACAGCAAGUGAAGCAUGUGGACAUUCCGUUCAGGGUUUUUGGCAGCGUGAACAGCCGUGGCGAGAUACUUGGACAUGAUCUCAUGUCUCCGUACAUUAUAUUGCGCGAUCAAGCUCGAACAGCCAGCAUAGAGCCCUCUUCAGGUGCGAAGCUUUCUCCGACUAAGAAAGGCCCUUCGGGCAAAGCAGAAGAAAACACCUUUGGCGACUUCCUGGAGUACGUGAACAACCUGCUAGAUCGACCUAGACACAAUUCUAGCAUGGGCUUGCUCUCACCUACAGGUACCAUGCCUGGGCGGUCAUCGAUCGCCGAAGAACCCCAAACUAUGAAGGAGGCCAUCGACACAGCCAUUUUGCGCAGCAACUUGACGGGUGCUGCGAAUCAGAGCGCCAACCGCUUUGAGAUCGCCCGCAGCGGCCGCCGUGUUGCGGUCAUCAUGUUGGCGCGACCCUCUUACCGACUAGGCGAAACAAUGACUGCGGUGAUCGACUUUACAGACUCGCGUAUUCCCUGCUAUUCUAUACAUAUUUCACUGGAAAGCUCUGAGAAGGUCGACCCGGCGAUAGCACUUCGCUCGAAUGCUUCGAUAUACCGUGUUACGAAGAAAGUGCACGCAUCCUUUUCAGAAAACGCGCUGUUUGCGCAAAAGCUAGCCUUUUCACCUACAAUACCACCCAAUGCCACACCGGAGUUCAUCACCAGUGGAGUCAGCCUGGAGUGGAAGUUAAGGAUCGAGUUCAUCACUCCGCGAGUAAUGCAUGAGGAUGGAGAGGAGACGACACAAGACAAUCUCUUGGAAGAGAUAUCCAGCGACGAUCGAGGUGUCAUAUUAGCGGCGGCCCAGCGAUUACCGGCUGAGAGCUUUGAAGUUCAGGUACCAAUCCGGGUAUAUGGGGCUGUAAGUGGAGCACCUGAAGCACCUGACGAGCAAGGACUUCCGGUGUGA
Molecule: messenger RNA, 2601 nt
Organism: Alternaria postmessia
Lineage: Eukaryota; Fungi; Ascomycota; Dothideomycetes; Pleosporales; Pleosporaceae
Exons: 4
Coding region: 1-2601 (866 amino acids)
Biological process (GO): retrograde transport, endosome to Golgi
Cellular component (GO): Golgi membrane; Ric1-Rgp1 guanyl-nucleotide exchange factor complex
Source: RefSeq, a predicted model, not a curated record